This is a messenger RNA of Chelonus insularis, 1435 nucleotides long. Its product is annotated as thiamin pyrophosphokinase 1. The transcript is spliced from 5 exons. Gene Ontology annotation, molecular function: ATP binding; thiamine binding; thiamine diphosphokinase activity. Gene Ontology annotation, biological process: thiamine metabolic process; thiamine diphosphate biosynthetic process. The record is from RefSeq and is a predicted model, not a curated record. NCBI's taxonomy places the organism in Eukaryota, Metazoa, Arthropoda, Insecta, Hymenoptera, Braconidae. Bases 281 to 1105 code for a protein of 274 amino acids.
CACUUAACCUUAAAAUCAAAUGCGCAAAUAUACAUUGUGUUAUUUAAAAACUAUCUCCAUGAAGGUUAUUAUUUAUAAUUAUUUAAAACCAGUAUCGAAAUGUUUUAAUUCAUCAGUAUCGAGAAAAAAAUGUUACUUAUAAAACGCAAUAAUGUUACUCCAUGUUAUGUAACAAAUACUAUUCUAAGGUCUGUGAAUAGUUUAAUCAAAAAUACAGACCAUAUACUGACUAUGGUUAAACACAUUUUUCUUGUAGACACAAUUUUAUAAUUAUUCUAAAAUGCAAAAUCACAUAACAACAGAGGAAAAAGUAUGGGAUCCUUCAGAAAUAUUUGAUCGUUCAGUUGAUCAUAAAUAUGCUGUUAUAAUUUUAAAUCAACCAAUUCGUUUACACGAAAGUUUUAUUCUACCACUUUGGAGAGAAGCACAAAUCAAAAUUACGGUCGAUGGAGGAACCAAUCGUUGGAUGGAAUAUCUUGGACCAUUAUCAAAUAAAAUAUAUGAUGGAAAAUGUCCUGAUUAUGCUCCAGACAUGGUUACAGGUGAUUUAGACAGCAUAUUACCUGAAAUACGUACUAACUUGGAAAAUAUUGGUGUACGUAUUUACGAAACUAUAGAUCAGCAGUAUACAGAUUUUUCAAAAGCUCUUAUGAAGUUAUCAGCAGAGUGUAAAUCUAAGAAUAUAUCGUUACAUUCAGUAUAUGUACUUGUUGAAACUGCUGGUAGAUUAGAUCAGAUCAUUGCCAAUAUUAACACAUUAUAUCGAUCCCGAGAGUUCAUGGAAGACAAAACGCCAGUUAUAUGUAUAUCAAGUAAUUCAUUAACAUGGCUUUUAAGAUCUGGAGAGCACAGAAUAAAAAUUCCAGAAAAAUUAAGAACAUGUAAAUCUUGGGUGGGCUUAAUUCCAUUUGGACCUCAGCAAAACAGUAUUUCAUCAACAGGAUUAAAAUAUAAUCUCGAUAAACUUAAUUGUUCCUUUGGAGGAUUAAUCAGUACUUCUAAUACUUAUGAUGGUUCACCUGAAGUUACUGUCACAACCAAUACAGACAUUAUUUGGACUAUGAGCAUUGAAUCUUUAGUUCCGUUGAAAACUAAUUUUACAUAGAUUUUUAUUUUUUACAAAAAUUCUCGUACCAAUUUGAGGGUUAAAAAAUGGUGGUGAAUAUUAUAGUUUCUUCUUUUAUUCGAAAGAAACUUCUCCUAGGUGCUCAUACUUUUUUAUUUUCUCUUGUUUUUGAUUUUAUCUUUUUUACAUAUAAUUUUAGCUCAAAAGAUAACAAAUUUUAGUCUUCACUUACAGAAAAACUGAAUUUAAGUUGCAUGAAUUUUAAAAACUUAAUUCAUUGUGCUGUGUUGAGAUAAGUGCAGUUGUGAACUUAAAUUUUGUGAAAGACAAAAUAAGGGUAUAUAAACAAAUACUUCUUUAGAAAAGUUA